CCACCACCCCCAAACUUCGACUUCAAGACUGAAUUUUUCAGCGCUUCUCGGGAUGCUAUUGAAGAAAGUCAUCCAGAAUUGCUUGAUUUGGCCGAUAGUGGAACUCUGUUUCUGAUAAAGAAGAGCCAAUAUGGACCUGUUCCAACAUGGAGAAGCGAAUUUGUGGAACCAGAAGCCAUUUGGCUAAUUGGAACAAACCAUCUUUCUUUGGAAUCGGCCGUGGAUGUUGAAAGGGUCAUUCGUGCUAUUAGGCCUGAGAAUGUGGUUGUAGAGCUCUGCAGAAGCAGGGCUGGCAUCAUGUACAUUUCCGAGGAUAAUGAUCUCAAUCAGCCUUUAAAAUCAAACAUGUUUUCUUUGAGUGGGACUGGAUUUUUUGGUGCUGUUGGUCGUAGCAUAAACUUGGGAGGUCAAACUGCUCUAGCGUUACGAGUCUUGCUGGCGCUUUUCUCUUCAAAAAUGUCUUCAGGUGUUAAUCGUCCUUUUGGAGAUGAGUUCCGCGCUGCACGAAAGGCUGCUGAGGACAUUGGUGCUCAAAUAGUAUUGGGGGAUCGACCAAUAGAAAUAACUCUUGAACGAGCAUGGACUUCGCUAAAGUGGAAUGAGAAGAUGAACUUGAUGGUCUCUGUCUUUAGCGGAAUUACCUCAUCUGCUGAACUAUCAACGAAGGCAUUAAAGGAAUCAAAUUCUGAUGAUAGCAAUUUUCAACUGUAUGAGAAGCUAAGCUUUACAUAUCCAUCUCUUCUACAGCCACUCCUACAUGAACGUGACACGUUUCUUGCAUGGUCUCUGAAAAGGAGUAAAGCAGUGAACAAGAGUAAGCAAGUGGUAGGAAUAAUUGGGAAGGGCCACAUGAAUGGAGUUAUAUAUUCUUUGGUGUCUGAUCAAGGAAACUUGCGUUUUCGAGAUCUAGCUGGGAACAAACCUUCAAAGGACCUCUCUGGCCGGGCUACUACUAUAUUUGGAAACUUGCUAAGAGACACUGCAAUUGGUUUCCUACUAUGGCUAUUAUAUGAACAAAUAACCAGUGGAUUGAAACUUAUUGAUUAAAAACUCUACUACCAACUUCCAGGCUUCUUGUUCGAUCCAGAAAGACUCGACUCAAUUUACACAGAUGGAUACUUGUAUCUGCACAGCCAUUAAGAAACAAAGAGCGACUCCAUUUUUGUGAACUAUUUCUCAAGCAAGGUAGCAGAGUGAUCGAAGAGUUGUGAGGAAUGGAAUAGUUAACAUCUCUCAUUUUAAGCUUCGAUGGUAAUAUAAUAUCUUUUCAAGAAAUGUGCUUAUAGUCUUCACAUAGUUAAAGAAGAUGAGCUACAAUAUAUGUUCUAGUGGAAAUCCUUCUAUAUUAGGAAAGCUCUACAAUAUGUGUUCUACUGGAAAUCCUUCUACAUUGGGAAAGUUCACUGGUGCUGGUUGGGUUGUUUAUCAGUGUUUGGUCACAAGAAUAGUGAUUGAUCUGAAAAAUA
Messenger RNA from Nicotiana tabacum (common tobacco), 1466 nucleotides. RefSeq lists its product as uncharacterized. Lineage: Eukaryota; Viridiplantae; Streptophyta; Magnoliopsida; Solanales; Solanaceae. The record is from RefSeq and is a predicted model, not a curated record.